AUGCUUGUAUUUCGAUGGUGCGUCACGCCAGCCCCAGGCCUGAUAUGGAGCCUGCACCAAUGCGCCACUGGCCUGGUUACAGGUAAUAGCUCUUCCCCUGGAGAGUAACUUUAUGUGCUUCAUUCUGUCUCUUGUAUAUCUCUUCUGAGAUGCACUUCAUAGGUGUGGGUAUUGUGAUUGGUGUAUUCCUCUACUGGCUCUUAGUCCAGGAGGGUCCAAUGUUUGAGUGAUGAUGAGAGAUACGUUGCCCAAUGUAGGGUUCCGUGGACUCUUGCUUUGUCUCUGUUGACCCCUCGCUCAGAGGUGGGCAUAGUAUAGCUUCUGGGAAGCUCACCUCUACAACACUGCCUUUCAAAAAGAUGUUGGAAUCGGGUCAGAGUAUCCCCUUGUUGUAGGUUAGGUGUAGCUCCAUUGUAGCUUUAAUGGGCAGAUCAGUCCCUUAAUGACAUUAUUGAGGUUAUUGGCAGCCUCCACAGUGAGGACUGGGAAUGGUGUGAUGGUUCAAUUUUGGUGUCAUAUGCUCCACCCUGGUACGAGCUUCAGCUGCCUCCACCGGUACAGGCGAUCAGGUCCAAGGUACAGAUGCAUGAACGAUAGAUGAGCAGACAAAUCUCAGUAAGUGUUGAAGUACCACAGCAAUUCCAGAAGCCAGGGUUCUCAACUAGGCUGAAAAUGUGCAUAAAAAGCCAGGCACGGAGGAUUUCUAAAGAAAAGUGUCUGCUCAGCUUGGCAGUCGUGCCCCGCUUCUGAAACAGGUUAUAAGUUGGCAUUGCCUGAAUUUUUUUUGCAAAUAUUGAAGGAAUUUACAUAUUUAUUUUCCAUUUUAUGCAUACCACUUUACAAGUAAUCCUACGAGAAAAUAUAAAGUAGCCAUUUAGAUAGCUUACUUUGUAAAUGUGCCAACUCUGACAGUUAAACCCUCAGUGUUGCAGAUUAUAUAAUCUUGGGUCUUGACCUUUCAUCAAUUCACGGUUAAAAAAAAGGAGUACCCUUAGACAGAUACUAACAACAUUUAUGCCUUAGGACUUUUUAGAACAAGGCAAUGUAUCUUGUAUACUGGUAAAACAUUUGCAUUAUCAUAGGCUGGAAAAUUGUUAGAAUAGUGUGGCCCCACGGCUGUUGUUGGACUGAGUAUGAUGACUGUUGUGGACAAAGUAGAACUGGAGAAACAUUGUCUAAGCCAAAAAUCCAUGGGGGCUUAUUCAACAAAGAGUGAAAUGAAAAUGUAAUUUUUAAUUGAGGAAAUAAUAGACUAGAUGGAAAUGUUCUCCAUAAUGGUUAAUUUCUAGAUUCCAGAGAAUUGGGAACAAACAGGUCUUUAUGAAUCACAGAUAAAAAAAAUGGGAAUUAACACCAAUAUUUAUUGAUACUCAGCUGUAAAAUCACUACCUUUGAUAUGAAGACAACCAUAAAGUAAACAGUUUUACCAUGAAAUAGAUGCUGCGCUAAUUAAUAAUAUAUAUACAGGAGCACGGCAAUUAUUUUGUGCUACUUAUAGUAACUCUUCAAUCAUAUAAUAUGUGAACCAGCACAAAAAAGCUAAUAUCUAACAGAAUCCCUGUUAUUUAUUUCUUUGUAAAUGUGAUGAGCAUCAAAGCAGUAGGGACACCCCACAAGCAUACUGGAGAUAAUCAUUAUGAACAAUAAAUUAGAAUCAUGGCAGAUGUAGAAAUAUUACAAAAGCUUCUGUAACUUUAAUACAGAUAAAAUGCUUGAUUUUGAACUUAGUGAGAAACUCCUUCAGUUUGUUCUGCUAUCGGUCAUCUUAUUAUUGUUCAAGCAGUUCUGGUAUCUUCUAGAGUUCUUUGAUCUUUUAGUGCAUUUCACCAGGAGUGAUUUCUUACAACUUGAUUAUUUUGCGUUUUGAGAGCCCUUCCCUCCCAAUCUCCCUCCCUGUUGGAAUUUCCUCCCACCAUCCUUUGUUCUAAAACUAAGAGUAAUUCUCCCUCCCUCCUUCUUCCCUUCUCCCACCUAUCACCGGCCUGGAGCAUGUGCAUGCUCUCUGAGCCAUCACAUUGGUCCAACCAUGGGCUCCUCUAUGAGAAUUCUAUGGCCGCGCACAGCUCCUGUGAUGUCGGAGAGAGUGUGGAAAUCACCCAGCGCUGGAUUCCACGUAAGUAAAAUAUCAUUCUUCGUAGGUUAUUCUGCAAAUGGAGAGAGGGGUCACCUAAGUCAUAGUACCCAAUAAGGCACAUUACACAGAAAACCACCUCUCUAAAGGGAUGGAGUAAUUUUUUAAAGAAUAAAGCAAAGGCUCACGUGUAAAUAAUAAAAGUAAACUGUUACUAUUUUAUCCAUUAGAAAGAGCUACCGUUGGAAUUUAAAACAGAUAUCACAACAAACUGGGGCAAAUGGCAUGGCAGUGCUCUUAUUCCUUGGAGCUAUUUCCCACCUGGUGUCGACAUGAUGAAUUCGUAUGCUAUACAUGGUUCUGGUAUCGGCAGAGUCUACGAGGCCUUGUAUCCAAUACCGCCACAUGAAAUAGGUGAAGGACAGGGCCCCAACUUGUAAGUAACAAACAACUGCCUUACAUGGUCUCCUUUGUUUUAUGAAUUAGCAAAAUUAAAAAUGAAAUGUCAAAUGCUGUGUAAAUUUGUAUGAAACCUGCCACAAUAUUGUUUCUCUGAGUUGCUCAGCGGAAUUUAAAAACAUAAUCACAAUAAGCAAACAGAAUGUGCUAUUGCAAGUUUAUAGUUCCUCAUCAUCUGUCUUGUACAUUCUAUAGCUCUAGGUCUGUAAAAAAAACUGUGACAUGAAUUCACAAUAAACAAACAAACAAACAAAUGGCAUACACUGAAAAGCAAAGCUUACAUAUGUAGACUGCAAAAAUGGUCCAAGAUGUAGCUUUUGUAUUUGCACAUCACAGUGGUUUAAUCUGUUUAUCCAUCUAUUCAAUGUGUUGUCGUAUUUUUUAAUAACUACAAAUCCUGUCAAACUUGAAUAGCUAUCGAAAAUAUUUGCUUUCCACAUUGCUACAAAUGCAACUUCAUUUGUCAAAACAAUUAAAUUAAGCCUGCCAAGUCUUUAUGUACACUUGUAUAUUUCAAAUGUGCCUAUAACUGCAAACGUGUGUGUGUUUAUAUAUUGUUAACAUUCAAUUGCAGCCAUCGCUUAGAAUAUUUUAAAGAGUUCAGCCUACAGUGGAUUAUGGGAGCAGAUUGGGAACAGCCGUCAUCCAACCUCUGGGAAUCAGACCCUUGA
Messenger RNA from Pelobates cultripes (western spadefoot toad), 3201 nucleotides. The record is from the annotation of a GenBank genome assembly. Lineage: Eukaryota; Metazoa; Chordata; Amphibia; Anura; Pelobatidae.